UUACGGCGACGGCGGCUGAGUGUGAGCCUUGGCGGCGGUGGAGGCAGCCGCGGCGGUGCGGGAGGCGGCGGCGGCCGAGGAGGAAGAGGAGUGGUGGCAGUGGCGGCGGGGACCUGUGCGGGGAUGGCGGAGGUACCGCCUGGGCCUAGCAGCCUCCUCCCACCACCAGCACCUCCGGCCUCGGCGGCGGCCGAGCCCCGCUGUCCCUUCCCGGCGGGGGCCGCUCUCGCCUGCUGCAGCGAGGACGAGGAGGACGACGAGGAACACGAAGCCGGCGGCGGCGGCGGCGGGAGCCCGGCGGGCGGCGAGGCAACGGCUGCGGCCAAGGGGCAUCCGUGCCUCCGCUGCCCCCAGCCGCCGCAGGAGCAGCUGCAGCUCAACGGAUUGAUCAACCCCGAACUGCGGCACCUCCGGACGGCCGCCUCUCUCAAGAGCAAGGUUUUGAGCGCGGCCGAGGCGGCCACGGUCACGGCCACCCCCACCCCCGCCGGGGGCCCCAGAGCGACUGCAACAAAAGGAGCCGGGGUACACUUGGGCGAGAGCCCCCCUCCCUGCCUCCCCAAUAAUGCAAGAACUGCGCUCCGCAGCCCCGCAGAGGCAGCGGCGGCAAGCGAUCCCGCGGCGGCCCGCAAUGGACUGGCGGAGGGCACGGAGCAGGAGGAGGAGGAAGACGAGCAGGUGCGGCUGCUAUCUUCAUCCCUGACCGUCGGCUGCAGUUUGAGAAGCCCUUCAGGCCGGGAGGUUGAGCCUGGGGAGGAUCGGACUAUACGUUAUGUCCGAUAUGAAUCCGAGCUGCAAAUGCCCGAUAUCAUGAGACUGAUCACCAAAGAUCUGUCUGAACCCUACUCCAUUUAUACCUAUAGAUAUUUUAUCCACAACUGGCCACAGCUGUGCUUCUUGGCCAUGGUAGGGGAGGAGUGUGUAGGUGCCAUCGUUUGCAAGUUGGAUAUGCACAAAAAGAUGUUCCGCAGAGGUUAUAUAGCCAUGUUAGCCGUGGAUUCCAAAUACAGGAGAAAUGGCAUUGGUACUAACUUGGUUAAGAAAGCUAUAUAUGCUAUGGUUGAAGGAGACUGUGAUGAGGUUGUUUUGGAAACAGAAAUAACGAAUAAGUCUGCUUUGAAACUUUAUGAAAAUCUUGGUUUUGUUCGAGAUAAGAGGCUGUUCAGAUACUAUUUAAAUGGAGUUGAUGCACUGCGACUUAAAUUGUGGCUGCGUUGAGAAACUGACAUCAAGGAACAACUUUCCAACGAUGCAGAAUCGACCUUUGCAUGCAAUGCAAUUUGUACAGAAUUGCUUUGCAGGUGGAUUUAGUGAUUUCCAUGCAGCUCUUAUCUGUCAGUGUCUCAUUUGAGUGUCGCACAAUAUUUGUUGCACUUUGGCAUGGCGCAUUUGUUCUGAAUUAAAAGAGAUUGUUUUAAACUUAAAGAGUUCUUUUGGUACCAACAAGAUGUGCCAGUUGAUAGCCAAGAUUUGUUUGUUCAUUUGCAAAGUCUGCUGACAUUGUUAUUUACACAGUGAUAAUUUUAUCACAGAACCAGGAAGUGGAACAUGAUUUUUGUUCCUUAAAAAAGCCAAUGUAGAUUGUAAAAAUCUCUGAGUAUACUAACAUUUCACACGAAACCUGCCAUAGUUUUCUGAGGGGGUGGGGGAAAAGCUUCAAUUUUAGGUUUUAUUUUUUCAAUAUUAAAUUUCCAUUCUUGAAUAUUGGUACCUCAGUGAUUAGUGAAUGAAAAAAAAUGUUAUGUAGGGUUGGGUGUGUCUUAACAAUGAGUAAAGAAAACAAUUAAAUUGCGUCUGCCAGUGCCUGUGUAGAUAAGUAUAUUUGUCUUCAUCUCUCUAGUUUUUGAAUGCAUGCUACCUUUUCCUUUUCUUUAAGGCCUUUGCAAGCAAACUUUUGUUUUUAUUUAAAUUCUUAAUUUGGUAAUAAAUUAUUUCAGAUUUUUAUAAUUUGGAUACUUUUUCCAGGUGAGUGACAGAGUGGUUUACUGUAGAAGUCCCUUCUUUUCUUACACUAAGAAGUUGAAUCUACUUGGAAAAUCUUUGAGAAAUGACUCAAAAGGGAUAAGAAAAGUUGAUGAAGCCGGGAAUUGCUGGGUUUUAGAUGCACUUUUUUUUGAGAGUGAGGGAAUUUUUGGAAAAGAAUAGAAAAAUUAAUGUAAAUUGGUAUGAUUUUAUUUAAUCAAAAUUAUUGCUAAGCUGUGAGGAACAGCUUUUACGAAGUAGUUGGAACUUUUUUCCCACUUGGUUUGGAUUCACAUUGCUUCCGUUUCUUAAAAUGCUUCGCUUUUGGUUCUUGGUCUUGAAAUAAAUUCUAAGGUGCACUGUAUCUGUUUUAAACUGAUUUUAUUUUCUUUUCACUUACUUGUGCAAAUUCUUGGGGGAGCUUUGCUUAUUAGUUCCCAGUAAAACAAAAGGGAGAAAUGGAAAAUUCUUCUUGGAAUGAGUUCUAUAGGUUUUCUUAAUAGCCAUCACCAUGUUCAUUAGUUACAUUGUGUUUUGGCCAAUCUGUGCAAUGUAAUUAAUUUUAAAGUUGAUUGCUUUCAAUUGAGUCAAGAAACCUGUGAUGGAUAAUUUAUUUGACUGGAAAACCUAGGUACCCAUUAGAGAAAAGAUUCAUUCUCUGUGAAAAAUGUUUUGUAGGAAUGUAUUGUUUUUCCAUUAAUUUGGAUAUGCUUUACUUCUGCUCUAGGAUUUGGUUUGAAUUUUAUUUUAUGGCUAUAAUUACUGUAUUUUAAAAAACCCUACCUCCAUUAACAGUUGGUAAAAGCCCCCUUUCAGGAAAGUUUGUUGCCUUUUUGUUAUUUUUUUUUGUUUUUUUUGUUUUUUUUUAAGGGAAAGCUGCUCCUUGCUCAGUGUAGUGUCUUGAAAGUGAACAUGGUGACAAGUAUUUUUAAAAUAAAGAUACAUAAAUUUGG
Messenger RNA from Kogia breviceps (pygmy sperm whale), 2915 nucleotides. RefSeq names its product N-alpha-acetyltransferase 30, NatC catalytic subunit (gene NAA30). Gene Ontology annotation, biological process: N-terminal peptidyl-methionine acetylation. Gene Ontology annotation, molecular function: protein-N-terminal amino-acid acetyltransferase activity. The record is from RefSeq and is a predicted model, not a curated record. Gene Ontology annotation, cellular component: NatC complex. Lineage: Eukaryota; Metazoa; Chordata; Mammalia; Artiodactyla; Physeteridae.